AUGGGGAACGGGUCGGUGAAGGCGAAGUCUGUGAAGUCCCCUGGCGGGCCCCAUGGCUCCAGCGGCCGAGGGAAGGGCAAAGAGAGCAGCCGGGGCUCGGGAUCUAAGGCCACCACCCAACUCCUCAAGGCCAAGGUGGAGGAGCUGGAGCAGGAGCUGAGACGGCGGGACGAGGAGCUGGACUCGCGGCGUCUCCAGCUGCGCUGCCUUCAGGAGCAGCUGCUCCAGCAGGGCCGCGUCAUCGGGGAGCUCACCGAGCAGCUCCAGAACCACAGCCUCCAGCUGGGCCGCCUCCACAGCCCCGCCGCCGCCCCCCCGCAGCCCCCUACGCCGCCCCGGGCCCGGCCCGACCCGCUGCGGGCCGCGCUGGACCGCAGGAGAGGCGCCAAGGCCGGCGUGUCGGCCGAACCCUCGUCCAGGACCUACGACUCGGGCACGCUGCCUCAGUUCAGCCUGGAAAAAGCCCGCGUUUGGAAGGAGGCUAGUGUGAAGAAGAUGAUCACGGACUCCCUGAACAGGAACCUGUACCUGAAGAGGCUGGAGGCGCCCCAGAUCAGAGACAUGGUGGAGUGCAUGUACGAGAGGAGCUUCCAGCAGGGAGACUAUGUCAUCAAACAGGGGGAGCAGGGCAAUCACCUGUUCGUCUUGGCAGAUGGUAGUCUGGAGGUCUACCAGCAGAGUCAGCUGCUUACAUCCAUCCCAGUCUGGAGCACCUUUGGGGAGCUGGCCAUCCUCUACAACUGCACCCGCACCGCCUCAGUUAAAGCUGUGACGAGUGUGAAGGCGUGGGCUCUGGAUCGCGAGGUCUUCCAUAACAUCAUGCGCAUGACGGCAGAGACACGGCAUGAACAGCACCGCUACUUCCUCAGAAGUGUUUCUCUGUUGGCAAACCUGCCCGAGGACAAGCUCAGCAAAAUUGUGGAUUGUUUGGAAGUGGAAUAUUAUGACAAGGGAGAUUACAUCAUCCGGGAGGGUGAGGAGGGGAACACUUUCUACAUCAUCUCUAAGGGAAAGGUGAUGGUGACCCAGAGCACAGAGGAUCACUCCGAGCCCCAGGUCAUUAACACACUGCACAAAGGAGACUACUUUGGGGAGAAGGCACUGAUCAGUGACGAUGUGAGAUCAGCCAACAUCAUUGCAGACGAGGAUGGAUUGGAAUGUCUGGUUAUUGACCGAGAAACCUUCAAUCAGACUGUGGGGACAUUUAGUGAGCUUCAGAAAUACCUACAGGGCUAUGUGGAGAUACUGGACCGAGAUGACAAGAAGAGGCAUGCUAAGAAGUUGACCCCCUCGCUGCAGAGCCCACCCCUCUCCCCUGGGCUCAUCGAGCUGAGCGAGAGCGACCAGAGCCCCACGCCUCGCCUCAGCAACCUGGAGGUCAUCACCACUCUGGGGGUCGGUGGGUUCGGACGUGUGGAGCUGGUGAAGGUGAAGAACGAGACGUCGACGUUCGCCCUGAAGCGCAUCAAGAAGGCCCACGUGGUGGAGAACAAGCAGGAGGAGCACAUCCACUCAGAGAGGAGGAUCCUGACGGAGGUCAACUCGCCUUUCAUCAUCAAGCUUCACCGCACCUACAGGGACACCAAGUAUGUGUACAUGCUACUGGAGGCCUGCUUAGGAGGCGAGAUCUGGAGUCUCCUCAGGGACCGGGGAAGCUUUGACGAGCACACAGCCAGGUUUUGCGUGGCUUGUGUGACGGAAGCCUUUGACUACCUCCACCACAAGGGGAUCAUCUACAGGGACCUGAAGCCAGAGAAUCUCAUGCUGGAUGCAGAGGGCUACAUUAAGCUGGUUGACUUUGGCUUUGCGAAGAAGAUGAAGUGUGGCCAGAAGACGUGGACUUUCUGCGGCACGCCCGAGUACGUGGCCCCCGAGAUCAUCCUGAACAAGGGCCACAGCUUCAGCGUGGACUUCUGGUCCCUGGGCAUCCUGGUGUUUGAGAUCCUGACGGGAAGUCCUCCGUUCACGGGCUCAGACCAGAUGAUCACCUACACCUUCAUCCUGAGGGGCAUCGAGUCGCUGGACUUCCCCAAGAGAAUCACCAAGAGGCCAGCGGACCUCAUACGCAAGCUCUGCAAGCAGAACCCAUCUGAGCGUCUGGGCAACCUGAAGAACGGGAUCACAGACAUCAAGAAGCACAGAGUCAUCAGAAUACUCAUCGAGAAGUUGGAGUUCUCUGGGUCCUCACGUUCUUCAACAGGAACCAACGCAGAACACAGGACGCAUUACUGUCUUGCCGAUCAAUGA
Molecule: messenger RNA, 2247 nt
Organism: Sardina pilchardus (European sardine)
Lineage: Eukaryota; Metazoa; Chordata; Actinopteri; Clupeiformes; Clupeidae
Gene: prkg2
Product: protein kinase cGMP-dependent 2
Exons: 18
Coding region: 1-2247 (748 amino acids)
Biological process (GO): protein phosphorylation
Molecular function (GO): cGMP-dependent protein kinase activity; ATP binding
Source: RefSeq, a predicted model, not a curated record